Coregonus clupeaformis (lake whitefish) is the source of this 3494-nucleotide messenger RNA. RefSeq names its product RAB3A interacting protein (rabin3). The coding region runs from base 324 to 1661 and encodes 445 amino acids. Gene Ontology annotation, biological process: exocytosis. Lineage: Eukaryota; Metazoa; Chordata; Actinopteri; Salmoniformes; Salmonidae. The transcript has 13 exons. The record is from RefSeq and is a predicted model, not a curated record. Gene Ontology annotation, cellular component: Golgi to plasma membrane transport vesicle. Gene Ontology annotation, molecular function: guanyl-nucleotide exchange factor activity.
GGCUGAUCGGAUGUUGUUGGCAUAACUAAACUGAUGAUAUUCGUCAAACCGACACUUCAUGCACGGCGAAACGGGAGGUUACUGGCGACAGGUAGCGAGAGCACGUCGUGACAGUUGGGUUUAUUGCACUGUGUUCACUUUCGGGAGUGUUUUAUUCGGCAGAAACAGCAGGCGUCGAGAGAGGGCAGUAACCCAGUGUUGGAGGACUCAGGCUAUCCUGACUGAAGAGAAGGAACCACUACACAAACAAUCAGAUCAUCAGCUUUUAAAUACACACACAUUCAUCAUAAUGGAAGGUGUAUGAUGACUGUAGCUGCAGGGCCAUGGCCAGCGAACCCCUUGAAGGCUUCCAUGAGGUCAACUUGGCGUCGCCCACCACCCCUGACCUCCACGGAUUGACCUCCGACACCAGACCCCAAUGUCCCAGCGCCCCUUCCAGUACCCUGUACCGUACCCCCUCCCUCAGCUCCAGCUCCUGCCCCCCCAACGCCCUGCGAGCCGACCAGCUGCCCACCCAGCCCAUCUACUCUGCCCCUAGGCUACUGGGCAGCACAGAGCCCCACAAUGGAAGUGUUCCGGGGUUGGAACCCCCCGCCCGGUCAGAGGCGGAGUCAGCAGAGGGGGUGUUCCUGUCUGGAGAGGAAGGGGAGGAGUCUCUGGGUCUGACCAAUGACAGCCUGUCCCACCUCCGCAGCCCCUCAGUCAUGGAGAUCAGAGAGAAAGGCAAUGAGAGAAUGAAGGAGGAGCUAGCCAAGGCACAGAGGGAUCUUAAGUUAAAAGACGAGGAGUGUGAAAGGCUUUCUAAAGUCAGGGAUCAGCUGGGCCAGGAACUGGAGGAGCUCACUGCUAGCCUGUUUGAGGAAGCUCACAAGAUGGUGCGUGAGGCGAACAUCAAACAGUCCACGGCUGAGAAGCAGCUGAAGGAAGCUCUGGGCAAGAUUGAUGUGCUCCAGGCGGAGGUGGCUGCCCUGAAGACCUUGGUCCUGUCCACGUCCCCCACCUCCCCCUGUCACGAUCUUCCUGGGGGCUCCAAGGCCCCCUUCAAGAAGGGCCACGGCCGCAACAAAAGCACCAGCAGCGCCAUGCUGGGCAGCGGGCAGGACCUGAGCGUCACACAGCCCAUCGUACGAGACUGCAGAGAGGUGGACAGUCUCCUGUUUAGUGAGUUUAAGUUGUGGAAGGAGGAGCCUAGUCUGGAGAGAAACAGCUCCUUCCUGGAGAGAGUCUACAGAGAGGACAUCUACCCCUGCCUCACCUUCUCCAAGAGUGAGCUGGGUUCGGCCAUCUUGGAGGCAGUGGAGAGGAACACGCUCAGUGUGGAGCCGGUGGGCUUCCAGACGCUGCCUGUCGUCAAGGCCUCUGCUGUGGAGUGUGGAGGACCAAAUGGUCGAAGGUCUGAGGUAGUCACAAAGUGUUCCCUUAGUGGCCAGACCAAAACCUGCAAGCACAGAAUCAAGUUUGGUGAUUCCAGCAGCUAUUACUACGUGUCCCCUUUCUGCCGUUAUCGGAUCACGUCAGUUUGUAACUUCUUUACCUACAUCCGCUACAUCCACCAAGGGCUGGUCAAGCUGCAGGACGCAGAACAGAUGUUCUGGGAGGUGAUGCAGCUGAGGAAAGAGAUGAGUUUUGCUAAGCUGGGCUACUACAAGGAGGAACUGUGACCAACCAAUCAUGAUCUAGAACAGAGGGAGGCGUGUCUGAAUCUCUACCUAUCAUCAGACACACUCCCGUGACGGACAGGAUAGCUCUCCAAUCAUCCUACCCUCCUGGCUCUCAGAAGGACCGCCCCCAUCGCCACCCCCUUCCAAUCUCUCAUCUAAUCACAUGUCAUUUCAGGAGACUCCUCCCAUCCUCUGCCUUCUUGAUUGGUCAGAAGUGAGGCUGAGCGGUUGUGAUUCAAUACCUACUAGCAUAUUGCUUAGAAUGUACGCUCAGUACAUUGGACCGUUUUUUCUAGAGCAUCACGUUUGUGGUGAAUGGUGAGAGACUGACUGAUCUACCAAUAACAGUGAGGAGUUAUUCAGGAUGGGAGGGGAUUGGGAGAUCAGUCGGUCUGCAGUUGAUCUGGAACAUGACCGUUGCUUCUCAUUCUGAGUGGUCUGCUAGUAUGCAUAUUGGAACAGAGUGGAAGCGCUCUAAACCCAAGGUGCAUCCCAAAUGGCACCCUAUUCACUAUAGUACACUACUUUUGCCCCCUAUGGGCUCUGGUCAAAAGUAGUGCACUAAAUAUGGAAUAGGGUGCCAUUUGGGACACAAAACAAGUGUAAAUGGAGGCGCUCAGUCCGUCUAUCCAUCUGUGGUUAUUCAAUCCAUCUCCAAUCCAUAUUUAAAACCAGAGGACAUUAACUAUGGUGACGACCAUGCUGCUGUAUUUAACUUGACUUGACUCCAUUAUUAUACGUAAGAAACACUGAAUGAGCUCUUGUCCACAUUAAAAGGCUCAGUCCCAAAUGGCAUCCCAUUCCCUAUAUAGUUCACUACUUUAGUAGUGCAGUAUGUAGAGCAAGGGUUCCCAAAAUGAUUGUUUAUUGAGAUUGCCUUUAUUAAAUACAACACCAGCUUGGUUUUCUACACAGUUUAACAAGACUCAUUACAUAUUUUAGGGAGGCUAUUUAAUAAUAAUAAUAAUAAUAAUAUUAAUAGAUAUGGAUAAUAAAUAAAGUCUAGAUCUGUUUUCCGCUACCAAAUAUGUUUUAUUACGAUAAUUUAUAUGAACUCUCAAUUUAAUUAUGCAUGUUCUAUUUUACAGAAAGUGAUUCGAUCAUUUGAUAGCGACAGAGUCGCACAUUGUAUAAGAUUACUUCCCGAGAUUACUAAAUCCAAUUUCUUUGACUCCUCGACUUUAGAAGGUCGUAGCUAGGCUUCUGAAUACCACAGAGACAAACCAAGGAUAUUCCCAUGUGCAUCAGAGGCGCGUCUCCCUCUGGUCAUUUCACCGCUUGUUUCUAGCCUAAAGCAUUGGGGAUUUAUGCGUCGUUGUAGAUCGGUAUAAACAAACGUUGGUGCCCUAUAUGGUUGGGACCCCUGAUGGAGAGAAUAGGUACCAUUUGGGACCCCUGAUGGAGAGAAUAGGGACCAUUUGGGACCCCUGAUGGAGAGAAUAGGGACCAUUUGGGACCAGAAGGUGUGGAUGGGGAUUCUGUUGCAUUCUCUCUAUUACAAGGACUUGAGAAGAAUCUGUACGUUUAGAAGGUUUUAGAAAACACAUUGAUGAUGAUGAGGAAGAACAUUUUCUCUGGCUUUUUAGUUCUUUACCCCCCCAACCAACCAAGCCCUAGUUAGAAGUAUGUUGCUGUGUCGUGGUGUGUUGUGGUGUGUGGUCUGUGGUCUGUGUAUGUUCCAAUCUAUACCUUUCUCCUGGUUUAACAUCCUUUCAUCCUUCCAUCCUUUCAUCCUUUCAUCCCUCCAUUCCUCUGUUAGUAUUUCAGCUUUCCUCACUUUAUUUUAGUGCCUUUCUGGAAAACACUGAAUAAAAAAAUGGUAUACCUCUGGAA